AUGGAUGCUGCGAAGCCUCAGUGGAAUUGGCCAUCUGAUCUCCCUACGGGAGGCCCAGCGCGCAAAAGCCAUUCUGAAGCCGACCUACCCGAGAAGACAGAGCCUAUCAAGUCUGAGGACAAUGGGCAACAGGACAGAGACCAACCCCAGGAGCAACCUCAUUCUCCGCCCAAGCAAAGAUACUAUGGGCCGCGAACAUGUCGCAUCUGCUUCGAGUCGGUUCAUCCUACAUUCGAAGAGCCAAGUGUCAUGAGCGGCUUCAUGAACUCACGUCCACGACCUGUUUACAAAUCCGAUGAUCCCGACUCUGGACGACUUAUCUCACCAUGCAAGUGCAAGGGGUCUCAACGCUAUGUCCACGAAGGGUGCUUGCAAGCUUGGAGGUAUGCCGACUCGACAGCUACGCGGAACUUCUUCGCAUGUCCCACCUGCAGCUAUUCAUACAAGCUGGAGCGAUUAUCCUGGGCGAAUCGUCUGCAAGGAACCUUUGCGCAAAUAGUACUAACUAUCCUCAUCUUCAUCGUUUCGGUCUUCAUUCUGGGCUUCAUUGCGGAUCCAAUAUUGAACUUGUGGACCGAUCCCAUGGGCGCAAUCGCGGAUAUGGCGGCGAAUGUUCUUGACGACAUCGAAGCAAUUCACGAGCCUGUCCCUGAGAUGGGUGCGGAGCCUGGAACAUGGCUGGAACACUUCCUCAAAGGCUUUUUUUCUCUUGGACUGCUUGGGUUUGUGAAGUCUCUCUUCGCUAUGUCACCCGUCCAAUGGUGGAACUUGAGGUCAAGCGGUAUCCUUAGUACUUCUGGACGUCGAGGAGGGACUGGUCGCGCGCGUGUCGAGAACAUCAACUUGGGCUUGGUUGUCAUUGGUGCCGCGACCUUUCUGUGGGGAGUCUGGAAGGGCGUGAGAAAGUUCAGUGCUUCAGCUCUACAGCGUGCGAGCGACAGAGUCUUCGAUGUGGGUGGUGACGAUGAUGAGGAUGAAGAUAUCAAGGAAGACUGA
Molecule: messenger RNA, 996 nt
Organism: Colletotrichum abscissum
Lineage: Eukaryota; Fungi; Ascomycota; Sordariomycetes; Glomerellales; Glomerellaceae
Exons: 1
Coding region: 1-996 (331 amino acids)
Molecular function (GO): zinc ion binding
Source: RefSeq, a predicted model, not a curated record